Molecule: messenger RNA, 354 nt
Organism: Paramecium pentaurelia
Lineage: Eukaryota; Ciliophora; Oligohymenophorea; Peniculida; Parameciidae
Source: the annotation of a GenBank genome assembly
AUGAAUUUCAAUAAAAAUAGAAGAGUCACUUUAUUUCAGAUUCUAGGAAGAGGUAGAGUCAAUAAAAAAUAAUCACCAAAACAUAAAAAGUCAAGUACAAUUGACCAUGUCUAAUUACCAUAAUUAUAUGAUAAUUUCCUAACUGAACAUACAUUACGUCUUGGUUAUUAGAAAUAAUAAAAAUCUAUCAAAAUUAAAGAUGAUUUUCCAGUCAAUACAUCUUUAAGUGUAUCAACUAGAUCACCUGUAAGAUUAUAAAGUAUUUUGUAAUCAGGAUAAAUCAACAUUAAAAUAGACUAAUUGCUUAACAGAAAGAAAUAUGUGAAGUCGAGUAUACAUAUGAAGUUACACUGA